CUGUUGCUCUUAGCAACACAUUGUUGUUUACAAAUUUAUUGACUAAAUAAAAUUAGUAUACUUUUGUACAUUGUGUUCGUAACUUUUACAAAUUCCGGCUGCGAAAAAUUGAACGGCCAGCGAAAACUGGCCAAAUAAGAAAUUGGUCAAGCUAGAAAUUACGCUGUCGGCAUAGUCAACAAAAUUGCGCGAAAUGUUUAAAAACACGUUUCAAUCCGGCUUCUUGUCCAUACUCUACAGCAUUGGUUCGAAGCCAUUGCAACUUUGGGACAAGAAGGUGCGAAAUGGACACAUCAAGCGCAUAACUGACAAUGACAUCCAAAGUCUGGUUCUUGAAAUUGUGGGAACCAAUGUGAGUACAACAUUCAUAACAUGUCCGGCAGAUCCGAAGAAAACAUUGGGCAUUAAGCUACCCUUUCUGGUAAUGAUAAUUAAGAACAUGAAGAAAUACUUUACCUUCGAAGUGCAGGUUCUCGACGAUAAGAAUGUGAGACGCCGGUUCCGUGCGAGCAAUUAUCAAUCUACCACUCGGGUGAAGCCGUUUAUUUGUACAAUGCCAAUGCGCUUAGAUGAGGGUUGGAAUCAGAUUCAAUUCAAUCUAUCUGACUUCACUCGACGAGCCUACGGCACCAACUAUGUUGAAACUUUGCGGGUGCAGAUUCAUGCAAACUGUCGAAUUCGACGAGUUUAUUUCUCUGAUCGGCUCUAUUCGGAGGACGAGCUGCCGCCAGAGUUCAAGCUCUUCCUGCCGAUACAGAAGCCCGUGCAAAAGUCAAAUGCUAUAUGCAGCUAACUAUGUUAAGCACGGAUAUUACUCCAAUUUCAACUGGCAAUUUCACAAACACAAACAUCCGCAUCAGCAAAUUAUUUCACGUGGAAAAAAAAAUUGAAUGCAAGCCGGCAUAAGUAUUUAUUCACAAUUAUAUGUUCAUUUGCUUCGUUCAACUCUCUGCAAUAAAAUUGAACAUUUGUGUAUGUCUCUAACAAUUUA
This is a messenger RNA of Drosophila nasuta, 991 nucleotides long. RefSeq names its product cilia- and flagella-associated protein 20 (gene Bug22). Bases 194 to 793 code for a protein of 199 amino acids. The transcript is spliced from 2 exons. NCBI's taxonomy places the organism in Eukaryota, Metazoa, Arthropoda, Insecta, Diptera, Drosophilidae. The record is from RefSeq and is a predicted model, not a curated record.